AUGAAGGCGACAAACUGGGAUCGGAAAGUUUUCCGCUUACGCAGGAUCCCAGCGUCCAUUUCCACGGCCGACGAGGCUGCGAAGCUGCUAGCGACCGCCUUGCAAAUCGAUCCAAGCGAGGUGGUGAUUGGCUCCAUUGGACGAAUUGAUGAGAUAUCGGAACGAUUCCCCUCCAAAGUCGCGACCUUGCAGCUUAAACAAGUGCCGGCCUGUAUUCGAAGCAAUUCAGCGGACGAGGAAUGGCACUUCCCGGUCCCUGGUCAGCCUACAGCCAGCCCCCUCCUUCUUGACACUCACUUCGGAGGCUGGACGGCUCUCAACACGGUAGAUCCGUCUACACACCACGCUGACGUGAUUGCUCUAUCUGGCCUUGGUAGUCACCCAUUCGGAUCCUGGCAGCCACGCGGAAAUGACAAGACAUUCAUGUGGCUGAGGGAUGCUCUGCCUGCCUCCAUUCCUGGAGUCAGAUCAUUCAUCUACGGUUACGACUCCAAGGUGCUGGCAAGCCAUUCCUUCCAGUCGAUCAGUGACAUUUCCACCAGCUUCAUCUUGGCUCUGAAGAAUGGGGGCUGGAACCUCAACUCGAAGAAACCAAUCAUAUUUAUCGCACAUAGCCUUGGGGGCAUAGUCUUGAAGGAUGCUUGUGUCCAGAUCGCCGAGGCACGCGAGGCGACCACAGCGUGCAUCUUGAACAAUAUUCAGGGCGCCAUUAUGUUUGGAGUUCCUAGUCUUGGAAUGGAGCAGUCGCACCUCUUGGCAAUGGUAGAGGGUCAAGCAAACGAAACAUUGGUUCAGGAUCUCUCGCGAGGAAAUGGAAAUAACUAUCUGCGGCAGUUGAGGGGCCGAUUCGACGGCAUUUGUUUCACCAGACAAGCCCGAAUCGUAUGGGCCUACGAGACUGUAGAGUCCCCCACGAUAAGGCAAAUGCCUGACCAGUCAUGGGACAGGAACGGUCCAAGAGAGGUUUUGGUCAACCCGGAUUCAGCAACAAGUUACUAUAACCGCAAGGACAAGGCUUCAAUUCUCCCAAUCAAUGAGAAUCACUCCAACAUGGUUAAAUUUUCUAGUGGCAACCCAAACUUGGGGUCAAUUCUAGUCCUACUUCGGGAAAUCUGCGCCUCCACCAUGCCGAUGUCAGGUCAUUUCUCAGACGUUGAAGGUUCUGCGCUUGCGGAUCAAGACAGAGACUUCACAAAGAGUUCUGCUGCGUUGGAAGACGCCACCGGAUUCGAUGAUAGGGCCAUCACGGAUGUUGGGAAGCUUCUGUCGGAGGCCCGAAAGAUGCAUGGCCAAUUAUACUCACCGGAGCUGGAUUUCCGAGUCCACCAGAUUGAAGAUCCAUUCCAAUCAACCUUUCAAUGGAUCUUCCAAACCCCAACCUUUUGUGACUGGCUCCAGAAUGACGAUUUCAAGUUGCUUUGGAUACAUGGGAAGCCGGGUUCGGGCAAGUCGACACUGAUGAAGCAUGUGCUUGAAAGCAAGCAGACCUGGGAACUCUUACAUGAUUGGAGAAGACCUAGUGAAAUCGUCUGCAGUUUCUUCCUUCAUUUACGUGGUACAGCCUUGCAAAAAUCAUUCGAAGGAGUGCUCCGGAGUCUUAUUAUACAAAUACUUGCACCCCACCGACUUCUAAUGGAAAAGAAGUUCCAACACAUAUUGCAGAAAUAUCGGAUAUUGACAGACCAUGUCAAAGAAUUGACGAUUCAGAAAGAACAGAAGCAAGUAUUUUUAACAGAAACUAACAAAUCAAUCGUAGAAUUGAAGACGGAGUUGAUUUUGUCUCAAGCGGAGAAAACUUCGAGAGGAUUUUCCGAAAAUGACGAAAAAAUACAACUUAAUCAGAGCCUUUUGGAAAUCCACGAAGAAUCUCGGAAGGAGGCUGAAUUUGAAUUAAAGAGCUUUGCGGAAUCAUCAAGUAAUACUCUCUCCAACUUACAAUAUAUUCUUAGGAUCGCAAAACGCCUUCAAUAUAGUCAAGAAAGAAUCCUUCUGUCCAAUGUGAUCGAAGAGUUUAAAGAGCAUCACGAAGGAUCAAUACACCGACUAGAGAGAGUCCUUCGGUUCCUUGUCGAUCAGGACAUAAUACAGAUGGACUUGACGCUGUUCUUCGAUGCACUUGAUGAAUUCGAUGGCCAUAUCAAUCUCAUCAGCCGGUUUAUAAGAUCUCUGGUGGAUGGAUCUAAAAGUUCAGCGACUAGAAUCAAGGUCUGCUUCUCAAGUCGACCGUGGGAAUCCUUACAGAGGGAUUUCGUGGGGUUUCCUUCGAUUAGCUUACAGGAACAUACCGCAACAGACAUUGAGAAUUAUACCAUUGGUUCUCUGAUUGCGUCGAGUGCAGCUGACCCUUUGGUACUGGAUCUUGUUCCCACGAUCGUUGACAAAGCAAAUGGGGUGUUCCUGUGGGUUAAGCUCACCAUACGAGAGAUACUCCGGACAGCAUCAGUGUAUCAAAAUCAGCCCAGGAGGCUGCGAGAGGAGCUACACAAAGCCCUCUCGCAAGUUCCCUCGGAUCUUCAGGACUACUAUGAGUUGAUAAUAUCUCGCAUAAGUAUAUCUGUUCGUCGGUAUACCUUCGCGCUUCUUGAACUGCUCAUCCGCCCAAGUAUUGGACCACCGAUGACAGCGAAAGAACUGAGAGAUGCGGUAAUUGUAUCUCAUUGCUCAACACCAAUGGAUGUUUCUCGUGAGCUUUCCAAAAUUAAAAAAGCUUCCAAUACAUUUUUCGAGAGAGAGCAGGUUAAAAACGACAUUAACAUCUGGAGCGGAGGACUCGUCGAGAUUGUGAGCGGAGAAGACCAAGACCUUCCGCAGUUGAUGCAUCAAACAGUGGCGGAGUUUACAAUGGCUUUGGCAUUUAAACAAAUUGUGCUUGGUGGCCUGUCCACUUUCAUCAAUGACAACGGGCAUUCUUUCCGUGUGAAGUACUGGAUCUCUUCGACUCUUGUUGAUGAAUCUAGAAGAGCAGAAUUGCAGCAGCUGGUUGCUCACCAUGCACAGCUCUCUGAGCACACCACUGGACAUAGCCAGAUAAAGUUCAUCCAAGAGCUUCCCUCAACGCCAUUUUACAAAUCUCUCAGUCAGCAGAUUCAGUAUGACGAUCCGUCCGCCACUAUCGUCGCAUUUAUGGCUUCGAGUGGCCUUGCUCUGUGUCUCCGUGAUUGGGUUUCAGAGCACCAGGGUGACCUAUCAAGACUGUCAAGGGGAUACUUGAAUAAUUUUCUGUUGAGGAACCACUUUUUAUCUUCGCCAUCUGUCCCUUUUGACAAUAGAUUACCCAUACUUCGGUUACUGCUCGAAAACGGCUUCGACAUCAAGCGAGAACUCUUCUUUUUUGAGAAAACUCUUUUCAAUGCUUGGGAUAGGGAAGCCGUCGAGGCAAUUGAGUCACAUGAGUCCAGCAGUGCGCUCCAUGAAGGCAAAGCAGACCUGCUAUACCAUAACUUUGCUGCCGAGUUUCUCAAACACAAGCAGGACCCGAAUGUUGUUCUGGACGUAUGGUGGGCGGGCACCGCUGGCAUCCAGGUUUCUCCACUUCACAUUGCGAGCCCAUCUAUCGCAGAAAUGUGCAUUCAAUGCGGCGCUGAGACAAAUGCCUGCGAUUCAGCAGGGCGCACUCCGCUGGAUUGGUUUCUUCAGUACCCGGAUGAGGUUGCCAAGCAUAAGCCACCCAUUGAAGAUAGAUACAAGAUGUGCCUUCUUCUAAUCCAAGCUGGAGGGCUGGCUUCCCGCUGGGAUGAGACAAUGUGGUUGAACGCCCUGCUUGAAUUUGAGGCGGAGGGUUUUGAUACCACAGCACUGCGAGAGCAUUUUGAAACUCAGAAGAAGAAGAACACUGGGCUUUUUGCAAGUAUUUUUAAGUUGGGCUGGGUUAAAUAG
Molecule: messenger RNA, 3876 nt
Organism: Clonostachys byssicola
Lineage: Eukaryota; Fungi; Ascomycota; Sordariomycetes; Hypocreales; Bionectriaceae
Source: the annotation of a GenBank genome assembly